Molecule: messenger RNA, 645 nt
Organism: Schizophyllum commune H4-8
Lineage: Eukaryota; Fungi; Basidiomycota; Agaricomycetes; Agaricales; Schizophyllaceae
Exons: 1
Coding region: 1-645 (214 amino acids)
Source: RefSeq, a predicted model, not a curated record
AUGCGCGCUCCCCGACGCCGUACCCGUGCCGCUCGCAAUCCCAACGCGUCGCGUGCGUGCCUUCUGACACCUCGGCCUGCCCCGCCACCUCCGCCUCACGCUCGGGCGCGUUCCCACGCCCCCUCGCUGUGCCGUUGCUCGCUGUACGACGCGCCUCGUGCCGCGCUCAACCGCGGGAUCGAACGCUUGCGUGUCGGCAAAUGCCAAAUCGCGUCGAGCACGUCACUCAAAUCACCACCGCGCUCGCCGUCGAGCUGCGCGUUCCCGGCAAUUGCCGGGAAUGUUCGCGCGCUCGUCGGGUGCGCCGGCGUCGAUCAGGGGCCUCGGCGACACGCCAAUCGGCCACCUGCGUGCUCGCUGCUCAAGCGCGCAGCUUGCCGGACCGGGCGGGCCUGCAAAUCCCAUCCCGCGCGCGCGCGCAAGCACCGCGUUCGUGCGCUGCGCGGCGCGCGUCGCCAGGGCAUGCUACCUGAGCAUCUCAGGCGAGCCCUACGCGCCUGGGCAGGUGCUGCGCGUGCCCGCAUGGGCGGUGUUGCCGUGCCUCGUGCGUGCGCGCGGCUAUUGACACCCGGCAGCGAUCGCACACAUGUUGAUGCGCAUGCCCUCGGCCGCUCACGUGCACUUGUCGUACAGCUAAUGCUGUAA